Microcebus murinus (gray mouse lemur) is the source of this 2977-nucleotide messenger RNA. Lineage: Eukaryota; Metazoa; Chordata; Mammalia; Primates; Cheirogaleidae. The record is from RefSeq and is a predicted model, not a curated record.
UCAUUUUUAAAGGGUUAAACUAAGAGAGUUAAAUUCUGGCUUGUUACUGGGAUGCUUUCAGAGAGGCUUCCUUUACUUCUCCCAGCGACGCCACCUAAUCUCACCUGCACUCCAGCACUCUCCACACUUUCCUUCCUGGUUCUAGGUGAAAUGUCCCAGUGGGCAGGGACCAAUGGGCUCCUUGCUUUCCGGCAGCGGGGCGGGACCUCGAGCCUGCGCUUCCGAGCCCCGCCCCCCGUACGUGGCGUGCGUGCGUGUGCGUGUCGCUGUGCGACACGGCCCGGUUUCCCCAGCGCGUGGCGCCCCCCGGCGGUAGCGAGGCUCCAAUGCGACGGCCUGACCCGGGCGCCUGCCAUGGAGCCGCAGAAAGAGGCGCGAACGCUCUGCGAGCCCGCGGUGCGGCCGCCUGCGGCCUCGCGGUCUCAGACGCCGAACGAGGAGGAGCAGCGGGAGGGCGGCGCAGCGCCGGCGGCGGCGGCUGCCUUGGACGCAGAGGCGGACGGCGCUUGUGCGGACGGGCUGUGGGAGCUGCCAGUGGAGCCGGCCGAGCGGAGGCCCGAGUGCAGCCGCUGCAGCCGGCCUCAGAAAGUGUGCUUGUGUCCAUUUCUACCAGUGCACCCUUUGCAUAUCUCUACCCACUUGUAUAUAAUUCAGCAUCCAGCAGAGGAAAACAAAGUGUUGCGGACAGUUCCUCUACUAGCAGCAUGCCUCCCCCAGGACAAGUGUAAAGUAAAGAUUGGUCGUCGCUUCAGUGAAGAAAGAGAUCCUGAACUUUCAACUGUUUGCCGGAAGUCUGGUACAUUAAUAUUAUAUCCAGGAGCUGAUGCUGCUAAUUUGGAAGAAUUUGUAUUAGAUUCUCCUGUUUACCCUUCCACAAUCAUCAUCAUUGAUGGUACAUGGAGCCAGGCUAAGGACAUUUUCUAUAAGAAUUCCUUAUUCCGACUUCCCAAACAGCAGGUACCUGUGAGGAAAGGGCCAGAGCCCGAAGAGGAAUUUUCAUUGUGACAUUGAGUUUAAGAUUUCACCAAAAGCAUGAGCUAUAAAAGAACACAUUGAUUUGGACUUUGGCAAAAUUAAAAACUUCUUCAAAAGACACAAAAGGUAUAUGCAUUAAGAGAACGAAAAGGUACAGACUGAGAGAAAAUAUUUGCAAAGCAUGAUCUGAGAAAGAACUUGUAUUCAGAAUAUAUAAAGAACUUGCAGUACUUAGUAAUAAGAAAACAAGCAUCUCGGUUAAAAAAUGGGUAACAGUUUUGAACAUACACUUUAUCAAAGAAAAUAUAUAAAUGGAAAAUAAUCAUAUGAAAAGAUGCCUAACAUGAUUAGUCCUUAGAGAAAUGCAAAUAAACCUACAAUGAGAUACCAUUACACACCUGUUAGAAUGGCUAAAAUUAAAAAGACUGUCCAUACUAUGUGUUGGAAAAGCUGUAGAGCAACUGGAACUCUCAAACAUUGCUGGUACUAAUGUAAAAUGAUACUACCACUCUGAAAAAUAGUUUGGCAGUUUCUUAAAGUUAAAUAUACAGGUAACAUAUGAUCCAGCCAUUCCACUCCUAGGUAUUUAACCAAGAGAAAUGAAAGUAUAUGUUCAUACAAAGACUUGCAUGUGAAUGCUCAUAGCAGCUUUAGUUGUAGUAGCCCCAAACUAGGAACAACCCUAAGUCCAUCAAGAGGUGCAUGGGUAAACAAAGUAUGGCAUAUCCAUAUAAUCAAAGACUUACACAGUAAAAAGCAAUGAGCUACUGAUGCACACUGUAGCACAGAUGAAUCUGAAAAUAAUUAUGCUGAGUGAAAGAAGUCAGAUAAACUUGAGUAUAUACUAUAUGAUUUCAUUAUGUAAAAUUCUAGGAAAUUCAAACUAAUGUAUACUGUCAGAAAGUAGAUCAUUGCUUGCCUUGAUGGGGUGAAGGAGCAAGAAGGAGGGAGGGACAAGGAAUAGAGAUUACAAGGGGUUAAUGGUUAUGAGUCAUGGUUAUGUUCCUUAUCUUGAUUGUGGUGAUAGUUUCAUAGGUAUAUCAAAUUGUAUACUUUAUCAAAUUAUAUACUUUAUCAAAUUGUAUACUUUAAAUAUGUGCAGUUUAUUCUAUGUCAAUUUUACUUCAGUAAAGUUCUAAAAAAAUCUAAAGGAAACAGAUGAAAGUGUGCCAUAGCUAGAAAGAUCAGUAGUAUAGUCCCAGACCUCAAAAUUCUUGCUAGGGUAUACACAGUAGUUGCAAAUGAUAUUUUCCAGUAAGUAAGGGUCAUGUUAAAACAUCUGGAAAUUCAACCAUUCUCCUUCAGUCCCAAUCUUUUGUGUACAAAAGGCUAGAGCAAUAUAUCGAUUUGGAUAUAUUGGAGGGAACCAUCUCAUGUGGCUAGAUGAACUCUAUUUGUCUCAGGGUUAAACGAUAUUUAUUGUGGUAGUGUAGAUCUCUGUGCUUGGACAUGAACACAGUUUUCUGAUCAUCCUUAGCUUCCCACAAAAUCACAACCUGGUCCAAGCACAUGUCUGAACUUAGUGCCAAUUAUCCAGGACAAAAGUCAAAUUAACUGUGAAUCUCUAGAAAUCGCUGUGUAGGCCCUUGGAUCAACUAACGUUAUUAGAGUCCAUCCCUGUACCUCAUUUUUUCAGGAUAGAAUAUUAUCACAAAUUUUAUGUUAAAAGACCUCCUAGAAGGUGAAGAAAGUGGCAGAUCCAGGAUUUGAAACCGACAUAAAGCUCUCAUUCUUUCCAGCUGGAAACCAUACAGUUUCCAGCCACUGAAACUGGUCAGAAAAUUUUUUGCUAAUAACAGCAAUUUCAAGUUCAUUUUCCCUAAUGCUUCCUUUUGGGAGAACAACCUGAAUAGAUCAACACCUUUAAAAAGUAGAUAAAAAUAAUAUCUAUUUCUAGAUCUAGAUAUCUAGAUCUAGAUAAACAUGAUUUCUAUUGUUAAUUUGGAUUUCUAUAUAAUAUUAAUUUUUUACCUAAAUUUCUCACUCUUAUGAGAUUAUUGGA